This is a messenger RNA of Pristis pectinata (smalltooth sawfish), 4659 nucleotides long. RefSeq names its product SWI/SNF related, matrix associated, actin dependent regulator of chromatin, subfamily d, member 1 (gene smarcd1). Bases 124 to 1656 code for a protein of 510 amino acids. The transcript has 13 exons. NCBI's taxonomy places the organism in Eukaryota, Metazoa, Chordata, Chondrichthyes, Rhinopristiformes, Pristidae. The record is from RefSeq and is a predicted model, not a curated record. Gene Ontology annotation, biological process: regulation of transcription by RNA polymerase II. Gene Ontology annotation, cellular component: SWI/SNF complex; nucleus.
CGCCGGCGGCGGCAGUGAAGCCUCCGCCCCGCCGGGGGCGCUGCUGCGGGAGGUCCGCCGCGAUGGGAGAGCGCGCCGGAAGACCUCGGUCCGUUUCCGGUGCGAACAGGUUACUGGUGGAAGAUGGCGGCGCGAGGGUUCCAGACAAUGAAUGCGGGCGCGGCGGCCAUGGCAGCGGGGGCUGGGCCUGGCCAGGUCCAGGGCCAGGGCGCAGGGAGAAUGCCGCCCAGUCAGCAGCAGAGCAUGUUCCGCUCGGCCAUGCCGGGGCAGGGAUACCCGCGUCCAGGGAUGCCUCCCGGCAGCCGCAUGCCCCCUCAAGCGGCUUCUAUGGGUCCGCCGGGUCCUUCGUAUGCUGGGAGUCCGUCAGUUCGACCAGGCAUGCCUCAAUCGAUGAUGGACCAGUCUCGCAAACGACCAGCUCCACAGCAGAUUCAACAGGUGCAGCAACAGGCAGCCCAGAACCGCAAUCACAAUGCAAAGAAGAAGAAAAUGGCGGAUAAAAUUCUACCUCAGAGGAUCCGGGAGCUGGUGCCAGAGUCCCAAGCCUAUAUGGACUUGCUGGCAUUUGAGAGGAAGUUGGACCAGACUAUAAUGAGGAAACGCCUGGAUAUCCAGGAAGCAUUGAAAAGACCAAUAAAGCAAAAAAGAAAGCUUCGUAUAUUUAUUUCAAAUACAUUCAACCCUGCAAAACCGGAUGCAGAAGAUGGUGAAGGAACUGUGGCAUCCUGGGAGCUUCGGGUAGAAGGAAGGCUUCUGGAGGAUUCAGCUGUUUCGAAGUAUGAUGCUACCAAACAGAAGCGGAAGUUUUCCUCAUUCUUCAAAUCCCUUGUGAUUGAGCUGGAUAAAGAUCUCUAUGGACCUGACAAUCAUCUGGUUGAGUGGCACAGGACAGCCACAACCCAAGAGACUGAUGGUUUCCAAGUGAAAAGACCAGGAGAUAUGAAUGUGCGUUGCACAGUCCUACUGAUGCUGGAUUACCAGCCACCCCAGUUUAAACUGGAUCCUCGAUUGGCACGACUGCUGGGCAUACACACUCAGACGCGCCCUGUUAUCAUCCAAGCUCUCUGGCAGUACAUUAAAACCCACAAGCUGCAGGACUCUCAUGAACGAGAGUUCAUCAACUGUGACAAAUACCUCCAACAGAUCUUUGAGUGUCAACGAAUGAAGUUCUCAGAAAUUCCUCAGAGACUACACGCUCUGCUGAUGCCCCCUGAGCCAAUUAUCAUCAACCAUAUUAUCAGUGUGGACCCAAAUGAUCAGAAGAAGACUGCUUGUUAUGAUAUUGAUGUAGAGGUGGAUGACACAUUGAAGACUCAGAUGAAUUCCUUUCUCCUAUCUACUGCUAGCCAGCAGGAGAUUGCUGCUCUUGAUAAUAAGAUUCACGAAACAAUAGAGACCAUUAACCAGCUCAAGACACAGAGAGAGUUCAUGCUGAGUUUUGCCAGAGAUCCGCAGGGCUUUAUCAAUGACUGGCUGCAGUCACAGUGCCGUGACCUGAAGUCUAUGACUGAUGUGGUAGGAAACCCAGAGGAAGAGCGCAGAGCAGAGUUCUACUUCCAGCCCUGGGCUCAAGAGGCUGUCUGCAGAUACUUCUAUUCUAAGGUGCAGCAAAGGAGACAGGAGCUUGAACAAGCCCUUGGCAUCCGCAAUACAUAAAAGAUCUCUGUGGCCUCAUCCCAUGUGUGGCAACGGGUUGACAUGAGAUGUCUGGGUUCAAGGUUGAACGCAGUUUUAUACGUGCACAAAGAUUUCUGUUACAGUGUACAAACUGUAAAACUACAUGCAUCACUUGCACAAAAUAAAUCACCACAUAGUCCUUGUACUCCUGAAGUGUUCUUUGCUACCGUUUAUUAGAACUGACAUGUUCCCUUUAUAAAAAGCAUAGGAUUAGAAAGUAAUGUUAGCUUAUUAUAUCCAUAUUUGGGGAAAUAUAAGCCACAAUUGGUUGACCUCAGUAACUACAUAAAAUUCUAUUUAAAUGACCUAGUACUACUACUAAUAGUGAUAUAUUAGCAUACUAGAUCAGAUAAUUAACGCUAUAUUUGCUUUUGCUGUAUUUUUCUUACCCAAGAGGCUUUGUGUUGAAAGUAGCAAGUAUUUCAUUGACAGACUGUGAUUCCAGCUACUUAACACCCACCCCCAAAAAAAAAACACAUGCUGCUUUUAACAAUGGAGUGUUUCUGAAAAUCAGUGGUGAUUUUUGCAGCAGUAUUGGUACCUGCCUGAAGGCAGGUCAGUGCCUCUUUGCCCCUUCACGUUAGAGCUAAGCUAUGUCACUUGCCAACUGUUGGGGGCCAUGUUAGGUUGCAGCGUUUAAUUCUUUUUGUUUAAAAAAUCCUUUUUAAAAAAAGCUAGCUUGCAAGUAAUAUAAAUUUAUUAAUCUCACUAUUUACAAUUGAUUCUGUCUUAUUGCUUUCAAAGGCUAAUUCUAAUUUGCAUACAAGUUUUCUGGUUUCCCUUUCUCUGCUUUGAAAAUCAUCUCGUUAGUUUUUGACAAGUAACAAGUUACACGUUAAAAUGAGUUUUUCUUCAGAUUAGUGAAUGACUUUAAAAAUCACUCCAGUGCUGCUUUAUAUACUGGGUUGAAUGUAUUCUAUGUAUGUUAUGUAUUUUACUUUGUUGUUCUUGACUCCUAUCAGAAGUUUCAAGGCCAGAAAUGAAGGGAUAAUUUUGUCUGGCUUUAGACAAAAAACUGUUUGUACAAUUCUAAUUGAAAGGUGUCCGGCUGACUAUAGUUACUUUGUCUGAUGCAUUGAUGAAGUUAUUAUGUAUGUUCCCUUGUUUGUGUAUUGUUUAAUACUUUAACAUGAAGGUUGGUGUGUUUUGUACCCUUAACUUCACCCUUGUACUGUGUAUUAGUCUUAAUAGAGCUCAGUACAAUUCUACUGAAAGGUGACGGUAAUAACUGCAGCACAAUUUUUUUGUUUGGGAACUUUCCGCGACACACUUUAAACUUUUCAAGGCACAAGACAGUCACUCAAGUUUUGUCCUUGCAAUGUAACCUCUUACCUCUGUGAACAUGUAAGUGAAAUCCAGUCCAGUUGUACAAACUGCAACAGUUGGACUAAAUCUUCAUAGGAGUCAAUAUUUUGUAGCGAUUUAAAGGUUAAUUAGUUUUUAAAAAGUGAAGGAGUGAUAAACUGAUACACGAUCCCGACCAUUCCCUAACGUUGCAGCAGCUUAUGUGUGAACCCUCUUGCAUGUAAAUGUUUUUUUCAUCAAGUUUAAUUCUGAGGACUUGAAAUAUUUCUUGAUAGAAGCCCAUUGGAACUUGGCACUACUAUUCAGUUUGGAAGGAGUUCAUGCCGAUCUCUUACGUGUAUGAAAAAAGCAAGUAUCCACCAUGGGAGAGUAAAUUAUGCAAAUUCCCAUAGUUUAAACAAAGGCACGUGUUUCGCUUUAAGACCUUUUUUUUAAUCAAUUUAUAGUGCCCCAUUCACUCAAUAAGGCACUGUUCAAGUACCCUCUGACAUUCAGCACCCAGGUUUUCAGUGGUGACCAGCUGGGCAAGCUGUUGGGAGGUUGCACAGUGCCUGUGAUCAGUGGCUGAAAGCAGGCCAAAAAAAGUCAUUUUUUUUCCAUAAAUGUAUGAUUUGUACCCUGAGUCAGAAGAGGACAGAGUUGUCCCCUUGGUGUUGGGGUGACAGCAGGUUCAGCAGGGGCUGUUGUCAUGCUGAUGCUUUAUUUCUGCACUGUAAACUGAAAAGUCCAAGCAAUACUUUCUUGUACCCUUAGAAUUUCUCCCUCUUUAAAUCUAUAAUCAAAGGUUAACAUUUUCUCUUUGAAGAAAAUGAACGAUCUGAAAUAAAUCUCCCAGAUGGGGUGGAUGGGGUGCAGUCAUCCUUGGGAGCUCACUGAAUUACUGCACCCUAUCGUAUGAUCACUAAGUUGUGCUUGAACAACAAAGUCCCAAGUUCACUAGCUGGUUUGUUCAUUUUUCAGCUGGGACAGGAUUUGGUGUCCCACGUUUGGCCUCAAUGUUCCCGGGGUGGGAAGAAAGGGAAAGAAUUAGCCAGAGUCACUGCCCAGUCACUGCUUGGCUCUUCAUUGAGUACCGCUUCAGUGUUCCGUAUCUAGGCUUGCUGCUGAGUAAUUGAUUUGAGAAGGUGGGGGACCCAUGCCAACAUCCAUGAAAUCAUAACUUGAAGCAUUUGAAAGGGUUGGAGAGGGCAGAUCUUCUAAAUUGUCAUUGGAUAGAAAGCAAUAACAAUUGACUUUAGUAACUGACCAGCUGGGAAUUGCAGCUGAAAAUAACUCAGUUAUGUUUCCAAUGAUAUUGAAUGGUUUUCCCUUGGUUAUGCUGCUAUUAGAUACUUAAGCUGAAGCCACUUAGAUGGAUGUUUGAAGUAGGCGCUGUGUGUUUGAUGGCAUAAGUCUGAUCUGUAUCACUAGGUGUUGUUGGGUCUGUUUUAUUCCAGUCAGCUACCUCUUCAAAUGUUGAAGAAACAAAAUGAAAGUAAUUUGAUUUCAAACUCUUGCGUCCUCUUUCCACGUGUGGUAUGACUGUGGUUAGGAUGGGAGUAGUCACAAAUAGAAGCAGUUGAACCUCUGCAGUUAUGCUGCAAAAAGCUGUAUUUUUAUUGAGUAACAUUUUGAGGGACCAUUUUUGUACUCUAUGCUUGUAUGUGUCACUCAGUUUUAAUAAAACCUUCAACACAG